Gymnodraco acuticeps is the source of this 6363-nucleotide messenger RNA. RefSeq names its product cilia and flagella associated protein 65 (gene cfap65). NCBI's taxonomy places the organism in Eukaryota, Metazoa, Chordata, Actinopteri, Perciformes, Bathydraconidae. Bases 111 to 5378 code for a protein of 1755 amino acids. The transcript is spliced from 35 exons. The record is from RefSeq and is a predicted model, not a curated record.
UGUUGCCUUGGUAACGCGGUCACGACACAAACUUCUACCAAAUGUUCCUAACUAACAUGGAGUGAAAGCAAUCUUAUUCUAUCUUUACUGUUGGUAGUUUGAAAUAAGCCAUGUUAGCUGAGGCUCGGGUUCCUGACCCCUUCACUCCAGGAAACCCGUGGAAGCCCCCCACCGCUGGGAAGGAUAUCAAAGAUCCAGGGAGUCACGAAAUGCAGCGGGUUGGAAGGUACCAGCGACAAGAGUCCAGCCAAAGCAGCUCCGCCUUGGGGCUGGAAAUGAAGCCAGAGCUGGUCUGGGAGGACUGGGACCUGGGAAGAGAGUUCACCAAGACAUUAGUGUUAAAGAAUGUUCAUAUCAGGCUUCAGAAGCUACACGUCAGACCUCCAGUGUCCAAGUUUUUCUCCACCUUGGUUCCGCAUACCAUCGUUAUUAGCCCAGGGACUUCUUUCUCUGUGCCAAUCAGCUUUAGACCACUCAAGAGGUGUGAGUAUGAGGACAGCAUUGAUUUUGAAAGUAAAGAUGGCAGCAGCUUCCAAGUAUGCCUCCGUGCCACCAUUCCCUGCUGUGCCCUGGAGGUGCCUGACUCUGUGCUGCUGCCACUCUGUGCUGUCCGAAACACGACGUAUACCGCUUUCCUUCUCAAAAAUGUCAGUAAACUCCAAACAUGGUUCGAGUUGGAUUACACAGAACCGUUCCAGCUAAGCCCCGAGCAGGGGGUGUUGAAGCCCGGUCAGGAGUGUAACAUCAUGGUGGAGUUCCAACCACAAGAGGCCCUGGUGUACCAGCAACAGGUCGACUGCAGGUUUGGAGAAGAAGGGGACGAAGGGGACAAGGCAGAGAGCUGCUGCAAUGUUCUGCUGCAGGGACUAGCUAAAUUCCCAUUUCUUCAACUGAAAAGUCCAGGAACCAAGGGUGAAAAAGAACAGUAUCAUCCAGAGCUGCACUUUGGCUCUGUUGCUGUCGGCAAAAGUUUACAGAAACACGUCGACAUCUUCAACCCCUCCCCUGUGACUGCACGAUUCUCUCUUUUAUGUCUGUCCAAUGGGUUGCCCCUGCAGAGGUCAGAGUUCAGCUGUGAUGUGACCCAGGGCGAGGUGGCGCCCGGUGGAUCGCUACGGGCUACAGUCACCUAUACUCCUGCUGUGGUGGAUAGAGUCUCUGUGGAUUACUUAUCUCUAAAAUAUAGAGUGUUGGAGAAUGUGACGCAACUCAAAAUGACGGGAAGCUGUUUAGGUCCCAAUGUGUCCCUGUCCUCCUCUGUGGUGGACUUUGGCUGUGUUGAGGAAGGAGGAGCAGUUGUACAGACAUUGGAGCUGCUUAAUUCCUCACACGUUGAAGCUCUCUUCCAAUGGGACUUGGACUGCAGUGGGAACAGUGUGUUCAGCUUCCAGCCAGCGAGUGGCGCUGUUCGCCCCCAUAGCCGCACCACCCUGAGGGCGGUCUAUAGGCCCAGGCAGACCAUUGCUCACCACAGGAGAGUGGCAUGUCUCAUACUGCACAGGGAGCCCUUGUUCCUGGACCUGAUUGGUACCUGUCACUCAGAGCUGCAUCAGCCAGCCGUACUGAAGCCUGAGCACCUGGUUCUCUACAAGCUGCACUGGUACCGCAGACACGACCCGGCAGACACUCCCAGUGCCAUGCUGCAGAAUCAGGAUGCAAGCAUGGACCACCAGGAACUUCUCUGCCCUGCAGUGGAGUCUCUCCAGACGCCAGACAGUGCUGGUGUUGUGUCCAGAGAUCCCAUGCAGGAAUAUUACCAAUCCUGCUUGGGCUGCAUGGACCCCCUCCCUUCCAGCUCUACUGCAUCGCCCCCACAUGUAUCUGUGAUGCCCAGAGAGCUACUGUUUACCCACAAAACCUCCUCCUCUGUGUCUUCUUCAUCCAAAUCCUCUCAGUUUGUCUCCAUCACAAACCACACCAGGGGGAAACUCAGCCUGGUGUGGACUGCUGGAGACGACUCUCCGUUCUCUGUCUCUCCCUCAUCAUGUGACCUUCCUCCUCUGAAGUCCACCUCAUUCAGGGUCACCUACGACCCCAAGCAGCUGAGCACUCUGCACGGAGCUCAACUUGAAUGCUUUGCAUACUAUAAGGACAAUCCUCCCCUAGAGGAGCGACUGCUGUGCCCACCCUGGUGUGUGACUGUCAGAGUCAUAGGCCACUCCUUUCAGCCGGGCAAAGAGCAUUUCAUCCCCAACUGCUCUCUGACGCCUUGUCAAGUGGCCUUUCCAACACUCAGUGUUCUUUCCUACCGAACGGUGCUCCUCCAGAAUUGUGGAGACCUGCCCCUCACCUUCUCUCUGGACCCCAGCUCAAACCCCGCCUUGUCAGAAUACGUAUCUGUAGUUCCGACCUGUGGUUUCAUCCCACCUGGGAACCACCAAAUCCUAACCCUCAGAACAACUCCCACAGAAGAAAGUCCCAAAAUGAGGCUCAGUUGGCCCAUUCAGCUUAAUGCAGCCAACCACACAGAGGACCUGAACGUUGUCCUGUGGGUGGAUAAGGUGAGUGUGUCUCUGAAAGAAGGCAACAGUUUAUAUUUCCAGCCUACAGCGGUGGGCUCUCGAAUACAGCGCACCGUUGACAUACGAAAUCUCAGCAGCCUACCUCUACGAUUCCAGUGGAACAUUCCAGAGCCAGACCAGGAGCUUAUCUCUGUUGAACCAGAUGCUGGAGAACUGCAUCCCAAUGAGAAAUCAGUCCAGACAUGGUCCUUCAGCCCACUGGAAGAAAAAACAUACACACUGAAACCCACUUUCACCUUCUGGUCAAUGCAGACUACUGGGUGUAACAAGUCACAACUUACCCUUGUAGUGGUGGGGACGGGCUCAAAAGGCUUCAUAGAGGCAGAGAAAGCUGUUCUGGAUGUUGGGGAGGCUCUGGUUGGAAGCUACCGGUCGAUUCAGGUUCCUCUGGUGAACAACAGCCCCUGUACCGUCUCCUUUUGUCUCUCUGUGCAGCAGACGCUUCUGGACGAGGAACUUAGUUAUGACCCCGAGACUGAGCCAAAUGCCCUGAAGCUGGACUGUGCAAUGGGAACCAUCGCUUCACGCUCCAAGAUGCUGCUCCGAUCCACCGUCAGGCCAAACAGACGAGCUCAGUACCUGUGGACCAUCAGCUACCAGACGCUGAACGCCAGUGGUUUGGCUUCAUCCCCUCUUCAAGCUGUGUGUGAAGUGCGAGCUAAGGGUGUGUUUCCCACUCUGCGGGUGAUUGAUGUGUGCAGUGGUGGCAGUGUGGGCAGACUCAGCAAGGGGCACCUCUGGAAACUAUUCUCACUGGACCGCCUCAAUGAGCUCAUGCUGUCCAACCCCUGCCCCGCUGAACUCACUCACAGAACGCCUAUCAGACACAGUGUGAGCAGUUCUCCUUCCAUCUUCACCAACGCCAUGUUGGAUUUCAACUUCAGUGCCACUCCUCUAAAUUCAGAGCCCUCAGUGUUUGGGUUGAUGUUUCACAACCCUGGCUCCAUCCCUGUGGACUGGGCAUUCUUGUUUCCAGAGGACCAACAGAUAGAGUUGGAGUACUGGGCAGAGACCGGAGAGUUCAGCAGCACUGAAAUGUACCAGAUGAAGGUUCAAAACAACAAACUGUUCAGCAUUACUCCUCGUUCUGGGACUUUACUUCCUGGCCAGCAGAGGGUGGUGAGCUUCACUUACAGCCAUCUCUUCGCUGGUAUGGAUCGAUUCCCUGUCGUGUUCAAACUCUCUUAUGGCAGAGAGAUCUUGGUGAACUUUCAGGGGGUGACGGUGGAGAGAGACAGACCCUUUCUUCACUUUGCCUCCAAGCGACAUGUCUUCACUUCUGUAACUAUUGGGGACUGUACUCCUCCAAAACAGGUGUAUAAAAUACACAAUCGCGGUGCAGUGCCGGUCCAUUAUACGGUGGGCACGGCCGUGUUGUUACAGCUGCAGGAGGACAACUUUAACCAUCCAGUGCUGUGCUGCCUCAAUCCAGAGGGACAGGUCCGUCCUGGAGAGACGGCCAUGCUGGGAUGGAUCUUCUCUCCAUUGGAGGCCAAGAUGUACCACGUGGAUAUUCCGAUCCACGUGGAGGACGGGGAUUCCACGCUUGUGAAGUUUGAGGGAUGUGGUUUGGAUUCUCCCACUCUCAUCUCCAAAGUCCCAUCUCACUGCAAUGAUAUGAAGGCAUCUGAACCCUGUGUCCAGAGAGGGCCUUUCCCGGGACAGGUGGUCUUCCUGUCAGAGGACAGUGUUUCUCUCGGUGACAUCCCUGUGUGCUCACAAUCCUCAAAAAUCCUCUUCCUGACCAAUGUGUCCCACACAGACAUUGUCCACUAUUCAUGGGAGCUGCAGAGCAAUAAGCAGGCAGUGGAGAUCCAUCCAGAGCGAGGGACUCUGUGUCCAGGGGAGAGUGCGCCUUGUGUCCUCACCUUCACCUCCACUGACUACCCUGCUGUUUAUCAGCUGGAUAUCAUCUGUCAGGUUUUUCAGGAAGCCGCUCUGACUCGGUAUUACGAUGCUUUACAGCAUUUGGAGGAAGAGAAAAAGAGACAGCGGGAUGAAUUCACUGUCACGGAUAAGAUUAUUAAAGGCAGUUAUGGAGUUCUGAUAGAUAAGGAACCUGUAGCAGCUCCAGUAAGAAAAGGGCCGCCACUCAGGAAAUACAAGACUCUUCCUCCUAUCUGUGCCAGUGCUGCUUGUGAAACAGUCGGGGCGAUAUGUACCAAGAUAACAAGAGCUGAGAAGCGAGCGCAGCGAGAAAAGGGAAACGUUUGGAGGUGCCCUGAACCCCCCCUGCCGGCUCUGCUGCAUCUGGGGGUGACUGCACGCUCACACGGGCUUCUGGAGUACCGUGCACACUUUCCUGACCAGUCCAGUGACUUCAGAUGCCUCCAGUCAGUGAAUCCCCAGCAACCUGAGAGCACUUCCCUCCAUGCUGGGCGGGGUGCACAGAGAAAAGGCCCCGAUAGAGACGUCACCAUGCGCAUACUCGCCUCUCUGCUCAGGAGAAUACUUGAUGAGCCACCCUUCUCGCAGUCUCUGAUAAGUAUGGAAUCGAAGCCCAUCACCUACCAGCCUCGAAAACCUGGUCCCUCCUUAUCUCCGUCCUCCCUCCCUUCCUCCUCCUCUUCUUACCCUGCACCCCAAGCACAACUUCUGUCCAGUGGGACCCAGGGAGAGGAGGAUCAGCUCAGCCCAGUGGACGGUGAGGGGACACCACACCAUGAACAUGUGCCUGCUGACGUGAGUGAAGAGGUUCUGCUGAACACGCUCCAGAACCUGAUAAUGGAAGCUGUCGGAGGAGAGCUCGUCCUCACAGCGCACCCCCGCAUGAUUAUGUUGCCCCCAGUUUCCACCAGAACCAGGAGGACGCCCAAUGCCGUGGCCGAGGAGGAGAAAGAAGAUUUCAUAAAGUGAGCAGCAGUUAAUAAAUGAUGUUUAUAAAGAUGUUACCAAAUGUUUGGGCAUUAUUAAAGGAGAUUCAAAAUCUCCUACCCUUGUCUUCAAGCACAAAUGGCAAGUUAAUGAGAAACAUCAAAGCUUCAUACUGUAGCGAUUAAGUAGGAUGCAUUUGUGUGACAUUUUGCAACAUUGUUAAAUGACAUCUGCAUGUAGUUUUACAUUGAUUUUAAAACUUGAAGAAGAUAAAUAAGAAAGUAUACUGUUUUAAGCUUAGGGCAUAAGAAAACAAACUAAAGGAAAACAGUAUAUUUACAGUAUAUCUUGUCUUUGUCUGACAUCAUUAAUCAUAUUACACACAACCAAUACCAGAACAUUUGUUGGACAGAACAUUUUACUUUUUGCUUAUAAAGUUUAUUCCCUUUACUUUUCUAACCUCAAGACUUGAUUCCUGCAGUGUUGCUAUUUGUGUCUGUCUGUGUGAUCCAAUGAAUAGCAGUCAAUAACAAUACAGGCAGGUGUGCAGUAUGGGAAUACCUUCAUAACUAUUAUUGACUGUUAAUAGUAUAGGACGUUGACAAAAAUCACAAUAUAGUAUUUCAGACAUUUGAAAAAAAGUCAUAGUAUACUGUUUCAAUGAUAUCAUAUUUAUAUGAAUUAUGUCAUAUCAUCAGCAUUGUUGUGUAUGACAAAGUCAUUGUAUAGUGUUUUGAAACAACCACAAAAACAUACAUAUUACAGUACGUCGUAUUAAAAAUACUAUACUUUUUCAUGAAAUAUUCAACAUACCUUACUUUGCCUUUCAAUAUUAAUCAGCAUACUAGUUUGAAUUAUCAGAAUUUUCGACAACUAUACUAUAACUUUUUCUUUUAAAUAUAUAUAAAGAGCCACCUUCACGCUCGCAAAGCAUGUAAUAAAAAUGUCAGUAUGGUAUGUCAUAAAAUGCCAAAGUGAAUGAGUAUUUAUAAUUCUGCAACACAAUGUUGCACAGCAAAAUGCAGUU